This is a messenger RNA of Lasiodiplodia theobromae, 4125 nucleotides long. RefSeq names its product Non-repetitive nucleoporin. The transcript has 5 exons. Bases 1 to 4125 code for a protein of 1374 amino acids. The record is from RefSeq and is a predicted model, not a curated record. NCBI's taxonomy places the organism in Eukaryota, Fungi, Ascomycota, Dothideomycetes, Botryosphaeriales, Botryosphaeriaceae. Gene Ontology annotation, biological process: transcription-dependent tethering of RNA polymerase II gene DNA at nuclear periphery; protein localization to nuclear inner membrane; protein import into nucleus. Gene Ontology annotation, molecular function: structural constituent of nuclear pore. Gene Ontology annotation, cellular component: nuclear pore inner ring; nuclear pore.
AUGAAUCCCGCGACACCACAGCGCCCGCUUCCCGGCGCUUUCAUGAUGACGCCUGGCCCGGGAGUGCGCCCAGCUCAGCCCGUUUUCCGCGUCAACACGGCACCUGUAAAUCCUCCACAGCAACUCCAGCAGCCGCUCGUGCCUGCGCCUGCGCCUGCCCCACCCGCCCCUGCAGUCCAGCAGCAGCAACCAGAGAUUCAGCCCAUUGAGCGCGCUGCAAGGACUGUCAACGAUACGUUGACGCAGGAAGCGAGAUACCCGGAUUUGGACAGCUACAUAACGCAGGGCAUAUCGUCCGACUAUGACAUCCCCAAGAGCAACGCGUUGGCACCCUUUCAACAGGUCAAGACGUACAACAUCCCUGACCGCAUAUUCGAGCAGUACAACGAGGCUCAAGUUUCGACCAUGAUGGGUUUGUUUGCCGAGCUUGGCCACGCGUGGGUCGUCAUAGAUAAUGCGCUGUACCUUUGGGACUACACGCUCCCGAAUCCCGACCUCAUCGGCUUCGAGGACCAGCCGAACAUCAUCACCGCCGUGAAACUGGUUAAGCCGCGCGCAAAAGUCUUCGUCGACGCGAUUACGCACCUUCUCGUCGUUGCCACGACUACAGAGAUGAUCCUGAUCGGCGUCGCGUAUAAAAAGACUCCGGAGGGUGUCAACGAGGUUGCACUGUACCAGACAAACAUGCGGGCAUCGAUACGGGGCAUUGGUGUCAGGUGUAUUGAGGGCUCUGCAAAGUCGGGCAGGAUCUUCUUUGGUGGAGAGGUCACGGACGACGUGUACGAGCUCACGUACCAGCAGGAAGAGAGAUGGUUCGGCAGCAAAUGCGGUACCGUCAACCACGUUAACAAGUCCAUGAUUAACUACGUCAAUAACUCCCUCAAGCUUUCGUUCGGCGCGGCGAUGCUUAAACCCGUUAUUGGCCUCGUCCAACCAGCAUCCAAGGAGUACGUGGUCCAAAUGGUGGUGGACGACAGCCGCAACCUUCUCUACACUCUCUCAAGCCUAUCUGCGAUACGCGUCUUCCACAUGAAGAACAUGGCUUCGCUGGACUGUGUAAUUACUAGGAACUUUGCAACAAUCAGGACACAAAUCGGUCACAUGGUUGCUGCUUCCGAACUCAUCACUUCCCAGACGCAGUUGGCUUCGCUCACGCCCAUCUCGGCUACCGAGGCCUCGAGACUGAACCUCAUGGCGACGACGAACACGGGAUGCCGCAUUUUCCUUAGCGCCACCUCCGGCGGCUUCUAUUCCACCGAUGUCACGAGCGCGCCGAGCAGCAUGCAAGUUCACCACGUCAAGUUUCCUCCAGGCAAGACCAACGACCCCGCGAAUCAAGCACCUCCUGUCCAGCAAAUCGGUGGCUACCAGGUGACCUCCAUUGAUACCAACUCCCGCAACUUGACCGUCACAACCAAGGCCGCACGCUUCGCGCCCGGUUACUUCCUUUGCUUCGUUAGGGAUGAAGUUUCGCAAGCUGAAAAGCUUUUCCUAUCUUCUCCGGACUCUGGAAGGAUUGCAAGACCCGCUGAACCGGCGCAAAUUCCGAGGUUCUACGAGAAGGGCCAGUGGAUCCCGCUUGGCAGCAACAUGCAGGACGUUGGAUUGGUCACGGAGCCGUUCGGCGCUACAGGCACGCCGCUUGGCUUUGGUAACGAGCUUGCGGUUCAGUUUGACAAGGCUACAAGCGAAUUCGCCAUCUUGACCAACACUGGUGUGCACACGAUUCGACGUCGCAGACUCGUAGACGUAUUCGCGGCUGCUAUCAAAUCCGGUGGUGGUGAGGACGGUCUCGAGGCGGAAAUCAAGAACUUUGUGCGAGUGUAUGGACGGAGCGAGACGUGUGCGACUGCGCUUGCUGUGGCGUGCGGUCAGGCUUCGGACGUUACGCACGAUUACCGGGUGGCUAAAUUGACAGACAAUGAUACCCUGGAGUUUGCUCGCAAGGCAUUCAUCGAGUAUGGUGGCAAGCCGACGUACAACGAGAACCUGCAGCUGGACAACAACGCUGAUCGCUUGGACAACGUUCGCCCCUCGCCCCGUCACGACGGUGUGGCUCUUUACAUCGCCCGUCUCCUUCGUUCCGUGUGGAAGGUUCCCAUCUUGAACGAAGGCGUGAGUGCCGCAGGUGGCUUCGAAGUCACGCCCACCAUUGAGCUGGCGAAGCUCCAGAGCAUCCAGCGUGAUCUCACCCACCUCCAAGAAUUCCUGGAGACCAACAAAAGCUUCAUCGAAGGUUUGGCCGGCCCGGAGGCUCUUGGCCGGGUGGCGACUCCACAGGAGGAGAUUGCUCUGCGUGGCGAACACCGCGCCAUGAACUCCAUUGUCAAGCUCCUUACGAACGUCAUCGAGGGCAUCUCGUUUGUUCUGGUUCUGUUCGACGAAAAAGUCGACGAGAUUGUUCUCUCUCUCCCUGAGGACGUCAGAGGCAAAGUCCGCCAGCUGACCUUUGAGAACUUGUUCGCUGUCAAGGAAGGCAGAGACUUGGCCAAGGAGUUGGUCAAGGCCAUCGUCAACCGCAACAUCGAGAAGGGCUCGAACGUCGAUACUGUCGCUGAAGCCCUCAGAAGGAGGUGUGGCAGUUUCUGCAGCGCCGACGAUGUCGUCAUCUUCAAGGCCCAGGAGAAGCUCAGAAAGGCUCAGGAUGCCGGUGCACACUCUGAAACUGGACGUCAGCUGCUCAACGAUAGCUUGAAUCUGUUCCAGAAGGUUGCCUCUAGUUUGUCUAUGGAGCACCUGCAAGGCGCAAUCGAGCAAUACAUUGCCAUGUCUUUCUUUGCUGGUGCAAUUCGUCUCACCCUAAAGGUUGCUCAGCAACUAGAUCGUGGAAACAAGGCCCUUGGCUUCAUCAAGGACAACAUGCUUCCUAAUGAUCCGAGAAGGAAGGAGUUCGAGUCUCGCAAGGCCUGCUACAAUCUGGUCCAUAAAAUCAUCAUCGCUGUAGAUACCGCAGCGCAAACGGAGCCCGAAACGAUCGACGGCCAAAUCACUCCUACCUACAAGAGAAAGUUGGAGGCUUACGACGAGAUCAACAACUCUGAAGAUGAAGUUUUCCAGAACGACCUCUUCGACUGGUACCUGGAACAGGGCUGGAGCGACCGCUUGCUGGAAAUUACCUCUCACUACGUCAUCAGCUAUCUGAAGCGGAAGUCGGUCGAGGAGGCCAGACAUGCCGAUCUGAUGUGCAGAUACUACGCACACCACCACCGCUUUUUCGACGCUGCAGAAGUUCAGCUCCAGCUUGCUAAGAGCGGAUUUGACUUGUCGCUCGAGCAUCGCAUUCGCUAUCUCAGUCAAGCCAAGACGAACGCCUCGACGCGCUUGACAGGUCUGGGCGACGUCCCGAUGUCGAGACAAUCGCGGCAAGAGCUCUUGAGGGAAGCCACAGAUCUACUUGAUCUUGCUAACAUUCAGAGCGACAUCCUAGACCGGAUGAAGGGGGAACGUCGCCUUUCUCCUGAAAGAAAGCCGGAGAUCAUCAGGAGUUUGAACGGGCAGAUCCUGCCUUUGGAUGAUCUCUACGGUAACUUUGCCGACCAGGCUGGUUACUACGACCUUUGCCUUCUGAUCUACCAGGUCGCCGAUCACCGCGAUCUCUCUAACAUCCGGGCAACUUGGCAGAACCUCCUCGAGCAGACACACGAGGCCGCCACGCUCCAGAACCAGCGGCCGUGGGAAGUGGUGGCGGAGACGGUACGCGAGCUCGGCGCCCGCCUGCACCUGUCGGAUACGACCUUCAACAUCCCGACCGUCCUACCCCUGCUCGAGACGUACGCGUUCACGCACCAGCGCGGCGUGGGCCCACAGACGUGGGUGGUGGACGUGUUCCUGGACCUGAUGGUGGCGCACGACCAGAUAGUGGCGGUGCUGGAGAGCGUGUUUUACAACAACGAGGCGCCCUUCGUGGGACGACAGCGCAAGUGGAUCGCGCACGACCUGGUGCACGUUGUGGACGCGUGGUUCAACGAGAGCACGCGCGGCGGUGGAUAUGCUUUUGGCGGAGUGGAGAACGCGGCGAUGGUGCAGGAGCUGCUGCGCGUGGUCGAGGAGAGCGGAUGCUUGGAGAGAGAGUGGAUGGGCUUGGCGGUCGACUUGAGGGCCAGGAUCGAGAUGGUGCUGAGGUAA